CCCGGAGAAGAAGUCAAAACACAAACAGACUUGAAGAGCUUGCCGAGUCAGCCCAGCGGGGCCACAGCGCACAAGCCCAGGCAAGAGCUGCCCUCUCAGCUCCUGCUAGAUAGCAUGAAGGGCCCCAGCGUUCUCCAGACACUUUGGAGACUCUUAUUCUCCCUGUCUGUGGUCUUGGCUGCCUCUGGUGAGGAUUGUGAUCCUAGCCUCUGUCUGAAUGGAGGUACCUGCCUGAAUGGAAGUGAGAGUUCCACUUUCUACUGCCUCUGCCCUGAAGGAUUCACUGGGCAGAAUUGCAGCGAGACUGAGCAAGGGCCCUGCACCCCCAAUCCUUGCCUAAACUAUGGCCAAUGCCGAGUGGUGACUGAGUCCCGGAGAGGAGAUGUCUUUGCUCAGUAUAUCUGUGAAUGUCUUGAAGGAUUUGAGGGUCCUCAUUGCCAGAGAUUAAGCACUGUUGCUGGGAACGAGUGCAGCAAACAGCCUUGCAAGAAUGGUGGCACCUGUCUUGACCAGGAAGAAGGUUACAUCUGCGAGUGUCCCUCCCCGUUCAUGGGAAAGUCUUGCGAGUCCCCUUGCAACAUGCCACUGGGGAUGGAGGGAGGUGCCAUUGCUGAUUUCCAGUUAUCAGCCUCAUCUACGUAUUACAGUUUUCUGGGGAUGCAGCGCUGGGGACCAGACUUGGCCCGGCUCAAUGCUCAAGGGAUUGUCAAUGCCUGGACUGCCAGCACCUAUGACAAGAACCCCUGGAUACAGGUGAACCUUUUGCGGAAGAUGAGAAUAACAGGCAUUAUGACACAGGGUGCCAGCCGGACAGGGAGUUCUGAAUACCUGCGGACCUUCAAAGUGGGAUAUAGCAAUGAUGGAUACAUCUUUAAAUUCAUCCAGGAGCCAAAUAAACUCAGAGACCAGGUCUUUGUGGGGAACAUAGACAACAGUGGCCCAAAGGCCAACGUUUUUGAGCCCCCUCUGGUGACCCAGUUUGUGCGGAUUGUGCCCAUCGUCUGCCGCAGAGCCUGUACCCUCCGGUUUGAACUUUAUGGUUGUGAAGUGGAAGGUUGUUCUGCACCGCUGGGUAUGAAGUCCAUGAUCAUCCCUGACAAAAAGAUCACAGCUUCUAGCACCUUCAAGACUUUUGGUUUGGAUGCUUUCAGUUGGCAUCCCCAUUUUGCUAGAUUGGACAAACAAGGCAAAUUCAAUGCUUGGACUGCUCAGCGCUUACAGGACACUGAAUGGUUGCAGAUUGAAUUGGAAACCCCUAAGCGGGUGACAGGUAUCAUCACUCAAGGGGCCCGGGAUUUUGGUAAUAUCCAGUACGUAUCAGCAUACAAAGUAGCCUAUAGUGAUGAUGGCAAGUCUUGGACUGAAUACAAGGACAAAAGAACAAAUAGUAGCAAGGUCUUCAUAGGAAAUUCAGACAACAACUCCCACAAGAAGAACAUAUUUGAUACCCCUUUCUACUCCCAAUUUGUCCGGAUCCUACCUGUUGCCUGGCAUGGCCGUAUCACCUUGAGGGUGGAGCUGCUGGGCUGUGAGGUGUAGAGCCCUUCUACUCACGAGAGAGACUGGACAGGGGCUGAAGAGGAUGAGAGGUCCAAGACCAGGGCUUGCCUUCUUCCUCCCCCUAACCCUGACUCCAGCCUCUAUGCCUCACUUACCUCCACCUGCAUGUCCCAUGCCCUAAGACCUGGGAACAGGAUGAGCAGUGGAGGUUCACCGCCUGAUUGUAGUUGAAACUUGGGAUGGGGGUGGGUGGGAGGGGCUUCAGGGCCCCCUGUUUUUUUUCUGUAGGGGACAGGCUUUGCCUAGGGUGACCCUCACCCUCACGCUCACGCUGCUGUGGCCCCCACAGCUGUUGCACACUGGGGACCCGAGUCCUUCACCCCUACAUUGGGAGUUAUUCCAGAUCUCUUUGGUUUCAAUCAGUGUCAGAAAUCUUAAAGAGUUCCACAGAGUGGAGUGUGAUUGAUAUGGAAGAAAUUUGUGUUUCUAUGUGUGGGAAUGGGUAGUGUGUAGAAGUAGGGCUUGUGUGUUAUGAAUUGCAGUGGAGAAUGGAUGUGUGUGUGUGUGUGUGUGUUGUACCUGCUUUCCUGCCUCCAUCCUCUAAGGCUUGCUUUUAGAGCCAGAAAUAUAGGAAGAACCAGUGGUAGAAGGACCCAUUCUUCUCUGCAAGUUCUUACUGCCCUCCCCAACAUUCCCUCCCCCAGCAGUCUAGAAAGAAAAGGAAUCUGUAGUGACUUUUUGUCCUGAUAACUCCUAGCAGGGGUCUUCCCUGUACCUAUCAGUUAUACAUUCUUAGGCAGAAGUGACAGCAGGAGGAGGGGAUCUUCCAACAGGCAGACAAUUGCCUCCACCCCUUUAUUUCCUAUAGACUCUCCUGUGAACUUUCAGUCUUCUCCUUUGAUAUCCAGAAGAAGGGGGUGCUUAAAAAAAUAAUUUCAAGAAGGAACUGGGGAUGGGAUUGGGGACGUUUCUAAAGGGCUCAGGAAAAAAGGUCUGAGAAAUAUCAUUGGGGCCAAAGGAUUAAUCUAUUACCCUUAAAAAGCUGACUGAGGGGUCAGAUGGAUGUGGGGGCUCUGAUGCCUUUUCUAUACCCUGGUGAUUGUAACACAAGAUGGGUAAUUUCUAAAAUAUAUUUAUACUUACCAACUUCUCCAUA
Molecule: messenger RNA, 2656 nt
Organism: Gracilinanus agilis (Agile Gracile Mouse Opossum)
Lineage: Eukaryota; Metazoa; Chordata; Mammalia; Didelphimorphia; Didelphidae
Gene: MFGE8
Product: milk fat globule EGF and factor V/VIII domain containing
Exons: 10
Coding region: 115-1539 (474 amino acids)
Molecular function (GO): calcium ion binding
Source: RefSeq, a predicted model, not a curated record